UCGGAAUAUGUCCGCAAGGCGUGUAGGCAGGUUUAAAGAGUUGACAUACGGGUGCGAUGGGACAAAAACAGGAGUUUAUCCUAUCGGUCGCAGCGGGCACUCCAUGGUGGCUGAUGACGCCAAUAUUUAUGUUUUUGGUGGAUACAAUCCACGCGGGUGCAUUCGCGAGGACACUGAAUCUGCAUGUGUGCUCGUCGAACUUUGGAAAUUCAACUUCGCCACCUGGAAAUGGACGAACCUGACAUCCCCUGGGGUGCCAGACACGUGCGCCAGCUCGUGCAUGGUCAUGAGAGGGAAGAGGCUGUUUGUGUACGGGGGGACAGGAUUUCCGUUCGGUGAAAUGAUGAGCAAUACUGUCAAAGUGUGUGAAUGUAGUCUUGGAAGUCGGCGUAGGAGCUACUGGUAUCUUCUUGAAACCAACCCAAAUGUGUAUAACUGUUUAGAUCUAGGCGACAAUAUGCCCCCGAGAGCCUAUGGACAAAGUCUGAUAUUCCACGAAGAUUGUUUAUACACGUUUGGGGGAGCGGUUGGAUUUUAUGACGAGGCUGUAAACGAUCUUCACCGUCUCAACUGUCGUACAUUAAUUUGGGAGAAACUGUCACCGGCAGGGGAUGUGCCCCCUGGGCGGUAUAAGCAGGAGGUGGCGUUAUACAGAGGAAGGUUUUUCGUGUUCGGAGGCGGGCGACUUCAUCUCACAGAAGAGCUCAAAAGCAUAUUUGCCUACGAAGUGGCUGCAAACAGGUGGGAGGAAAUCAGAACAGCCCGGGAUCCAUUACAUGGUUACCCCGCCGCCAGAUGCAGUUUCGGUUUGGUUCAGAUUGGGGGCUGGGUUUAUAUCUGCGGGGGGAGAUUUUACCUGGACUCGGUGCCACACGUGGGUCUCACAGACAUAUGGAAAAUAUCCCUGGAAUCGUUUCAGUGGUGUAGAGUGCCUGUCGUUCUUCCCGAGAAGCUGUAUUUUCAUCGUGUGGUUGUCUCCCCUUCGUAUCAUCUCUACGUGUAUGGUGGCGUGACGGAUGGAGGGGUCAGGUCAUCGCGCAUGUUCAGAUGGAGAAUUCCGUAUCAUGUGCCGAAGCUGAUGGAGCUGUCGUGGGAGACGGUGUCCAGACACUUCUGGGCCCUGGACACACUGCCCAAGGAAACUCUGGAGAUGACCUAUGGUAUUCCCCGGCAGUUUGUCGACCGCAUUACAUAAACAACGCAAAUAGUUACACUCGCAUUUAACCCCGUGCCUUUCAGUGAGUACUCGUCCACGUUGUAUCUUCACCGAGAAACGUUUUAAGAAAUGACACAUGGACUACAAACCGCUGCUCGGGCUAGUUCCGCUUGUUGGUGUUUAGCGAAGACGGAUAUAUCUCCCUCCUCCUGUAAAACAAGCUGCUUUGAACACCUGGCAUAAAAAAAAUCAAACUGAC
Molecule: messenger RNA, 1415 nt
Organism: Haliotis rufescens (red abalone)
Lineage: Eukaryota; Metazoa; Mollusca; Gastropoda; Lepetellida; Haliotidae
Product: kelch domain-containing protein 10-like
Exons: 2
Coding region: 8-1195 (395 amino acids)
Biological process (GO): positive regulation of stress-activated MAPK cascade
Molecular function (GO): protein binding
Source: RefSeq, a predicted model, not a curated record